CAAUUGUGUGACACAAGAAGAGCAACUAUUGGCCGUCUUCAUUGAGGGAAACUGCUGGGCUCGGGUUUGCUUCAGCAAAUCUUGCCCCUCGCCCUCCGCAAGACGGGUAUGGCCAGCUACCGCAGCGCCCUUGGCAGCCCGCGCCUUCCGGCCCCCGCGUGCCCGCCAAGGCGGACGCGGCCCGAACGCCGAGGCGCCCCACCCCCACUCCGUGCACGUGACGAGGGGGGAAUAGUGUUCCUUCUCUCCUCCCCACCCCCCUCCCCCGAAACCCUGCCUUCUCUUGAGAGGCUACGGCUUUCUAUUGCACCACUACUGGAAUGACCCCCGUGCCGGCCAAUAAGAACGCGCCGCUUCAAGUAAGACCCGCCCCCUGUGGGUCCUCAGGUUCCUUCCCGCUCGCACCGGAGUCACUUCCGAAGAGAGAGAACCGCCAUGAAGAGGGAAGGGGGUGCCGCCCACCUCUGCUCCGACAGCAUCCCCGAGUCCCAGCAGCAAGACGGCAACCACGCAUCCAACUUCUCCAGCUACAGCUCAUGCCGCCGUCGCCAGCGGCGCCGACAUGACAAGGCGCUGCAUGCCCGCUAGGCCAGGUUUCCCCUCAUCCCCAGCCCCGGGGUCGUCGCCCCCGCGCUGCCAUCUGAGACCCGGUAGUACCGUCCCUGCUGCAGCGGGAAAGAAAACAGAGAGUCCUGGGGACAGGAAACAGUCAAUUAUAGAUUUCUUCAAACCAGCUUCAAAACAAGAUAGACGUAUGUUGGAUUCUCCACAAAAAUCGAACAUCAAAUAUGGAGAAAGUGGAUUGUCCAUCAGUGGGACAGAGCAGUUUGAAAGGAAACUAUCCUCACCAAAAAGUUCUAAACCCAAAAGAGUGCCAUCAGAAAAGAGCCCCGUCUUAGAGGCAUUCAUAAAAGGUGUUAAAAAGCACCAUAGAGACCAUGGUGUACAUGAGUCACAUCAGCCUUGUGUGUCACUGGACACCAAAUAUUCAAAGGCAGUUACAAAAUACGUUCCUCCUUCAUAUCUCUUGUCAAAAGAGACCAAGAAAAAACAUCAGUCUUCAGAGGGAAGGAAGUCACAUUUCAUUCAUGAAAAUAGCAGGGAGAAGAAUGAUGGCAAUCGAGGCAGGAUCAGUGCAGAUUCUAAGAAGCAGGCCACGGUGACAGAAGCUGACAUCUUCAAGAACAGCUCCCGAAGUCUUAGCAGCAGGAGCAGCCUAUCCAGGCACCACCCAGGAGAAAGCCCACUGGGAGCUAAGUUCCAGUUAUCUCUAGCUUCUUACUGCAGAGAAAGAGAACUAAAGAGAUUGAGAAGGGAGCAAAUGGAGCAGAGAAUCAACUCAGAAAAUUCUUUCUCAGAAGCAAGCAAUCUUUCCUUAAAAUCUUCUAGUAUAGAAAGAAAAUGCAAACCAAGGCAGGAACUGAGUAAACAGAAUGAUGUCACACCUGGAAACAGUAAUCUUUCAAACCUGGAAAACGGACAUCUCUCAAGAAAAAGAUCCUCUUCUGAUUCAUGGGGACCUGCUUCAGCAGGCUCUAAGCAGAAUAAAUUCCCUGACAAAAGAAAAAGGAACUCUGUGGACUCAGAUCUGAAAAGCACAAGAGAAUCUAUAAUGCCAAAAGCAAAAGAGUCGUUCCUUGAGAAGCGUCCUGAUGGACCACAUCAAAAAGAAAAAUUUAUAAAACAUAUUGCACUGAAGACACCUGGUGAUGUAUUGCGCUUGGAAGAUAUAUCCAAGGACCCAAAUGAAGAAGCUGAUUGCUCCUCUGCAGACUUGACACCGACAAAUUCUGGGCACCAUUCUUCCAGGAGUAGUGACCAAAUCCGUGUGGCAAGUACCAAAGAGACUAAGAUACCGAAACCCCACUUAUCUUUACCUCAGGAAAAGUCUGCAGUUAAAAAAGCUAGCAACCUUCAGAAAAAUAAAACUGCUAGCUCUGUGUCAUCACAGGAGACAAAACUUCUACCUUUGCUUUCUCAUGUUCCAAGUGCUGGUUCCUCUCGGGUUCCAUUAAAUGCUAAAAAUUGCACUCUUCCAGUUCCUAAAAAAGAUAAAGAGCGUUCUUCACCUAAAGAAUGUUCUGGGCAUUCUACAGAGUCCUCCACACACAAGGAACACAAAGCAAAGACUAAUAAGGCUGAUUCUAACAUAUCUUCAGGGAAAAUUUCUGGGGGAUCUUUACGUUCAGAAUAUGGCACUCCUACAAAGUCUCCCCCAGCUGCUUUGGAAGUUGUGCCAUGUAUUCCAAGCCCACCAGCACCUUCAGAUAAAGCCCCUUCAGAUAAAGAGAGUUCAGGAAAUUCUAAUGCAGGUAGCAGUGCACUGAAAAGGAAACUAAGGGGUGAUUUUGAUAGUGAUGAAGAAAGUUUAGGUUAUAACCUAGAGAGUGAUGAGGAAGAGGAAACAUUAAAAUCACUGGAAGAAAUAAUGGCUUUGAACUUCAAUCAGACUCCUACAGCUACAGGAAAGCCUCCGGCUCUUUCUAAAGGGCUUAGAUCUCAGUCAUCAGACUAUACAGAACAUGCUCAUAGUGGGACUUACACAAAUACUUUAGAGCGUCUAGUGAAGGAGAUGGAAGACACACACAGGCUAGAUGAACUGCAAAAGCAACUACAGGAAGACAUCAGGCAGGGCCGAGGCAUUAAAUCCCCAAUCAGAAUUGGUGAUCACGACAGUACUGAUGAUGAAGAUGGCCUCUUAGAAGAGCACAGAGAAUUUCUAAAGAAAUUUUCAAUUACAAUCGAUGCUAUUCCUGAUCAUCAUCCAGGCGAAGAAAUAUUUAAUUUCCUUAAUUCUGGAAAAAUUUUCAGUCAGUAUACUUUGGAUUUGAGAGACUCUGGUUUUAUCGGACAAAGUGCUGUAGAAAAGCUUAUUCUUAAAUCAGGAAAAACAGAUCAAAUUUUUUUGACAACACAAGGCUUCCUUACCUCGGCUUAUCACUAUGUCCAGUGUCCUGUACCUGUGUUGAAGUGGCUAUUUCGGAUGAUGUCAGUUCAUACAGACUGUAUUGUAUCUAUGCAGAUUCUAAGUACAUUAAUGGAAAUAACAAUAAGAAAUGAUACCUUCAGUGAUUCACCAAUUUGGCCCUGGAUUCCAUCAUUGUCUGAUAUAGCUGCUGUGUUUUUCAAUAUGGGAAUUGAUUUUAGAUCUUUAUUUCCUCUGGAGAAUCUUCAGCCGGACUUUAAUGAAGACAAUCUAGUUUCUGAAACACAGGUGACAUUGGGAGUGAAAGAAAAUGAAGAUUCAUCUUACAAGCCAAUUUUUUCAUCUCUCCCUGAAACUAACAUUUUAAAUGUGGUUAAGUUUCUAGGCUUGUGUACAUCUAUACAUCCAGAAGGUUACCAGGAUCGUGAAAUAAUGUUACUGAUCUUAAUGUUGUUUAAAAUGAGUUUGGAAAAAGAAUUGAAACAGAUUCCUCUAGUAGACUUUCAGAGCCUCUUAAUAAACCUGAUGAAAAACAUCAGAGAUUGGAACACAAAGGUGCCUGAACUCUGUCUGGCCAUAAAUGAACUCUCCACUCAUCCCCACAACCUUCUCUGGUUGGUACAGCUGGUCCCUAACUGGACAUCACGUGGAAGGCAACUGAGACAGUGCCUCAGCCUAGUGAUUAUUUCAAAGCUUUUGGAUGAAAAACGUGAAGAUAUCCCUAAUGUGAAUAAUCUGCAGAUAUCAGUCUUACAUCGCUAUCUUGUGCAAAUGAAGCCUUCAGAUUUGUUGAAGAAAAUGGUCUUGAAGAAAAGAGCUGAACAACCAAAUAGCACUAUUGAUGAUAGUCUUCAUUUGGAACUUGAAAAGCAGGCAUAUUACCUGACCUACAUUCUUCUUCAUUUAAUCGGUGAGGUUAGUUGUUCUCACUCCUUUUCUUCUGGACAACGGAAACACUUUGUGCACCUCUGUGGGGCUUUGGAAAAGCACGUUAAGUGUGAUAUUAGGGAAGAUGCAAGACUGUUUUAUAGAACUAAGGUAAAAGACUUGGUUGCCAGGAUACAUGGAAAAUGGCAGGAAAUAAUCCAGAACUGUCGGCCUACUCAGGGGCAACUUCAUGACUUUUGGGUACCAGAUUCUUAACAGGAGUUGCAGCAAAAAAAAUUAUGAACCAAGAGAAAUUCAGUAAGAGCCUUUCCUAAAGGAAUGCUACAGAAUCCAAUGGAAAUCUAAGAAAAUGUGCAGCAGAUGUGCUACUUGAAUAUCUAGAAUGAAGCUGGUAAUGAAGAAAUUGCCAUUUCUGAAGCAGAUAUGAAAUAUAAUCUGAUUAAUUAAAGCAACUGGCCUUUUAAAAGAGAAGAAUUCCUUAAGAGGGGAGAGGUAGAAGCAGCUGACAGUUGCAUAUCUAACCUUCCCCUUUUUACUCUUGUUAAAUUGUAAGCCUGUUAUCUUUUUUUUUGGAUUGUAUUUGCAGCACUUGGAUAAUCACAGGAAGUAUGUAAGAAAGGGCUUGGACCAACUUGAAAAGCUGGACCUGGAAACCAAGAUCAAGUUCCAGUUUGAUUUAAUUUUCUUUUUAGUUAUUUUAUGACUCAAAGGGAAAGCUUAGAACUGAGUUUAAUAAUUGAAAGGAUAAAUCUUUUCUGUUACUCCUGUAAAACCACUGGGGUGUUUCAAUCCAUGCAUUUUUCUUCACUAUUCAAGAUUAUAAAUCUGUCGGGUUUUUAAAAUACAUUUAAACAAACAGUUGAGAAGCAGAAGUUUGGUACAUUGUCAGAUCCCCUUAAGGGGAAGAGUUUAAGCUAUAAAAUAGUGGCUUUGUUUUUAUUCCAAAACAUACAUAUGCUGUUUGUUUUGGAUUUAUUUUACAUGCAUUUAUAUAUUUUUUAAUACUGGUAAAAUCUUAGCAUCUUGGCUAAAUCUUAGAAUUCUGGCCCUUCGUAGCCAUAUUACAGAAGUCUAUUGUAAAAGCUAAAGGUAUGAACAGGUUUCCAAAAACUUUACUUUCAUGAGUAUAUAACCUUAGCAGAGACCUGAAUAACAUUUAUUCUUUGGUACACUACGCACGCGUGUGUAUGUAUGUAUGUGUGUGCGUGUGUGUGCUUAUAUUUUAAAUUUGUUGCACUUGAAAACCACAGCUGCUCUAAAUUCUUAAACACUGGAAAGCCAUCCUUUGGUUUCAUUGGUGGAGGGUUAGGAGAAAUGCACAUGCUGGUCUUAGCCCAGGGCCCUUUGAAGCCUUCGGUAGUAAUAGACUCUUACUAGCUAACUGAAGAAUUCUUUUGUUGACUGAGUGUCCCUUUAGGAGGGUUGGUUUCUUGAAAGAUGAUGCCAGCUUUGUUUUUCUUUCUUUCAAUAUUGACUUGGAUGACACUGCUCUCCUAAGCACUCUGCUGCCUCCAGUUGUGGGAAAAGUAUGAAGGGAAAGGGAUUUGGACUUGAUGUUUAUAGUUUGAGAGGGGAGAAAAUAAAUUUUGAAAAAUAGCUUUCUACCUCUAAUUGAGGCUUAGCAGUAAAAAGCAUUUUAUCUUAAAUUUUCAUUUAAAAGAGUAACUUUUGAGCCCAUGUCAAACAUUGAGCAGUUAGAGAUUUUAUAGGGAAGACUUAAGUUAAUCUAGUCCCUAAGAACCCUGACUGAAUGAGGCUUCAGGAGUCAGACCAACAAAAGUUUUAUUCUGUGUUGCGUUUACUGGUAAGAAUAUUAUUAUCUUGAUACUACCUCUCAAGGGUAUUGUUAGAAAAUGCCACUUACGGUUAAUGAGAUAGAUACAAAGAGUUAUAUUGACAGAAGCUUGAAACUCUGGCAUCUAUCUGCCCAACAGUGGGGGCUUUCACUCUCUGUAAUUUAAUAUUUUGUAGAUAUACAUUAUUUGUGUGUAAUUUUAUAAGUGUUCAUAUUUUUCUCAUUUUGCAUUGUGUAAAGUGUACAAUAUCUCAAAGUAUAAAAUACUGCUUAUAUUGCUUGUAAUUACAGUGUGUAAAUAUUUUCUAAUCGUGUACAUUGAAAGGGGGAACGAGUGGGUUAUUCAGGUUUUUUUUUUUUAAGUGACCCUUUUGUAUUGCAGUUUCAACAGAUAACUGCUCAUCAAAUUUAAAACCACUUUGAUAGAUUUUAUUUAGGAGUUCCAAUAAGAAAAGUCUCUAUUUUUAAUUGUCUCUCUCCAUUGGAAAAAAGUUCAUCAUCUGUCCCUUUAAAAUAAAUGACCAAACAUCAAUUUGAACCGCUACAUAUAUGACUUGGUAGAUAUCCUUAGUCUCCAGGUCAUAUUCCAACAGUAUUUUCACUGGGGGCUCAAAAAUUUUUGUGAGUCUCUUUAGCACAAGUAGCCCAUGGUUUUUCUCCCAAAUCAAGUAUUAUCCUUCACCCUCUGAGUCCCCAUGCUUUGUCUCCCUCCUGCUGCUGUUGCCCUGUGAAUGGGAUGGUAGUGGGGGGGAAUAUGUUCGUUGCACAGAGAAUGUCAGGUCACUUUUUGGACUUGGCAAACAAAGCUUGCACUGAGUGGUGGUGUGUUUGGCAAUAUUACUGUGUCAAAAAUCACCUUGUCUAAUUUUCUGGAUCUGUAUGUCAAACUUAUUGCCCUUAUUGCAAGCUGAAAAUUAAGGUACUUGCAAGUGUUUAUGCUUUUGUGUGUAACUGUUUGCCUUAUCUAAACUGCUCUUCUUGUUAUCCUAAACUAUAAUUCUGUUGGUUAUAUCAUGUUAAGUGAAGAGGCUUUCCAUGCACAAAAUGCAUCUAUGUAGCAGUAAAGUAACAUUUGUACAUUUUCUGUUUGUCUCCUGAUGGCAGUGGUGCCUUUGUCACCUUUUAGAAGGCUGGCAUUUUAUUUUUAAGUACAAGUAAUAGCUUGCUUUUGACUUCACAAAAAUCUCCCCAGACGUAGAAGAAAAUGGCGUGUUGUCAUCCAGGCUCAGUUGGAGUAUUUGCAUAUUUAUUUCUGUCAAAAUAAGUAUAGUUGGUGGGGAUGGGCCAGUAAUAAUGUGUGGAGUCUUUAAACCAAGAGUAAUUUUGACAUUUAAAAAAUAAAAAUUGAAGAGGUGCCCCAUUAGCGAGUGACUGAGUUGGAGAAGUAGAGGAGGACCGCUCUGGUUUGUCUCUUUAGGAGGCACGUUGGAGUACAGGUGGCUUGGGCAUGUAGCGUGUGAUCUGCGGUUAUUUCUUACUCAUUAACAGUGUUGGUGCACCUCAUUAUCUGUGCAUUUGUUUUCCCUGGGCAGUCCUGUGAGCCAGGUAAUCCACCAGCUUUUAGGAAGUUUACAAGUAAUUGCAGAUUUCCUUUUUCUUCCUGUUUUUUUUUUUUUCUUUUUUAAACAAAUUUUAUACUACGUCUUGCUUAACGUCCUAUGAAUGUAUGUGUCUGCUAUUAAAAUGGCUUUUUCCCAGUUUGAA
This is a messenger RNA of Cervus elaphus (red deer), 7313 nucleotides long. It is a transcript of the gene SLF2, whose product is annotated as SMC5-SMC6 complex localization factor 2. NCBI's taxonomy places the organism in Eukaryota, Metazoa, Chordata, Mammalia, Artiodactyla, Cervidae. The coding region runs from base 563 to 4069 and encodes 1168 amino acids. Gene Ontology annotation, cellular component: nucleus; site of double-strand break. The record is from RefSeq and is a predicted model, not a curated record. Gene Ontology annotation, biological process: positive regulation of double-strand break repair; protein localization to site of double-strand break; DNA damage response. The transcript is spliced from 20 exons.